This is a messenger RNA of Bradysia coprophila, 753 nucleotides long. RefSeq names its product inosine triphosphate pyrophosphatase-like. Gene Ontology annotation, molecular function: nucleoside triphosphate diphosphatase activity. Gene Ontology annotation, biological process: nucleoside triphosphate catabolic process. The record is from RefSeq and is a predicted model, not a curated record. Lineage: Eukaryota; Metazoa; Arthropoda; Insecta; Diptera; Sciaridae. Gene Ontology annotation, cellular component: cytoplasm.
UAUCAGUAUAGUGUGUGUAUAGUGCUAAUAAUAAACUGCCGAAAAUUAUUAAGAGGUGAAACAGAAGGAAACAUAACCUUUCAUGUCAUCUGUGGUAUCGGUCAGACACUCACACAAACAUUUUUCAAUAAAAUUGAAUUAAAAUGAUUGCGCCAAUCACUUUCGUUACGGGCAAUGGCAAGAAAUUGGAAGAGGUGAUUUCGAUUCUGGGUCCAUCGUUUAACCGCCAAAUCGUUUCGAAAAAACUCGACUUACCGGAACUCCAGGGUGAAGUCGACGAAAUUUGCAUAAAAAAGUGCCAAGAAGCCGCCACACAGGUGCAAGGACCGGUUAUAGUAGAAGACGUUUGCCUUUGCUUCAAAGCACUAAAGGGAUUACCAGGUCCAUACAUUAAAUGGUUUGUGCAAAGGCUCGGUCCGGAAGGUUUGUAUACACUGUUGGAAGGUUGGGAUGACAAAUCGGCUCAAGCCAUAUGUACGUUUGCUUAUGCACCAUGUGCUGAUGGUGAGGUGAUACUGUUCCAAGGCAUUACGGAAGGUCAUAUCGUUUACCCGAGAGGUCCAAGAGAUUUCGGAUGGUGUCCAUGUUUUCAGCCGGUCGGCUACGACAAGACAUAUGCCGAACUGCCACCAUCAGAGAAAAACGCUAUUUCGCAUAGAUUCAAAGCGGUCAAUAAGAUGAGAGAGUUCUUUAAAUCGGAAUCAUAGCCAGAGCUAUAACAAUAAGCGAUUAAACAGAAGCGUUUUCAUCUCA